CAGAGCAGGCAGGGGCCCUGAUUCACUGGCCGCUGGGGCCAGGGUUGGGGGUUGGGGGUGCCCACAGGGCUUGGCUAGUGGGGUUUUGGGGGGGCAGUGGGUGCAAGGUGUUUGGUUUGUGUCCACCGGCCGGCAGGCAAACGCAACCCACGUGGUGGGGGAGGCGGCUGGCGUGGUGGACCCAGGCCGCGUGGCCCCGGGGCAGCCGAGCCAUGGUCUCUAAACUGAGCCAGCUGCAGACGGAGCUCCUGGCAGCCCUGCUGGAGUCGGGGCUGAGCAAAGAGGCACUGAUCCAGGCGCUGGGUGAGCCGGGGCCCUACCUGCUGGCUGGAGAUGGCCCCCUGGACAAGGGGGAGGCAUGCGGCGGUGGUCGAGGGGAGCUGGCUGAGCUGCCCAAUGGGCUGGGAGAGACUCGGGGCUCCGAGGACGAGACGGACGACGAUGGGGAAGACUUCACGCCACCCAUCCUCAAAGAGCUGGAGAACCUCAGCCCCGAGGAGGCGGCCCACCAGAAAGCCGUGGUGGAGACCCUUCUGCAGGAGGACCCAUGGCGUGUGGCGAAGAUGGUCAAGUCCUACCUGCAGCAGCACAACAUCCCACAGAGGGAGGUGGUUGACACCACUGGCCUCAACCAGUCCCACCUGUCCCAGCACCUCAACAAGGGCACUCCCAUGAAGACGCAGAAGCGGGCCGCCCUGUACACCUGGUACGUCCGCAAGCAGCGAGAGGUGGCACAGCAGUUCACCCAUGCAGGGCAGGGAGGGCUGAUUGAAGAGCCCACAGGUGAUGAGCUACCCACCAAGAAGGGGCGGAGGAACCGUUUCAAGUGGGGCCCAGCAUCGCAGCAGAUCCUGUUCCAGGCCUAUGAGAGGCAGAAGAACCCCAGCAAGGAGGAGCGAGAGACGCUGGUGGAGGAGUGCAAUAGGGCGGAAUGCAUCCAGAGGGGGGUGUCCCCAUCACAGGCACAGGGGCUGGGCUCCAACCUCGUCACGGAAGUGCGUGUCUACAACUGGUUUGCCAACCGGCGCAAAGAAGAAGCCUUCCGGCACAAGCUGGCCAUGGACACAUAUAGCGGGCCCCCACCAGGGCCAGGCCCCGGACCUGCGCUGCCUGCUCAUAGCUCCCCUGGCCUGCCCCCACCCGCCCUCUCCCCCAGUAAGGUCCACGGUGUGCGCUAUGGACAGCCUGCAACCAGUGAGACUGCAGAAGUGCCCUCAAGUAGUGGCGGUCCCUUAGUGACAGUGUCUACACCCCUGCACCAAGUGUCCCCCACAGGCCUGGAGCCCAGCCACAGCCUCCUGAGCACGGAAGCCAAGUUGGUCUCGGCAACUGGGGGCCCACUCCCCCCUGUCAGCACCCUGACAGCACUGCACAGCUUGGAGCAGACAUCCCCAGGCCUCAACCAGCAGCCCCAGAACCUCAUCAUGGCCUCUCUUCCUGGGGUCAUGACCAUUGGGCCUGGUGAGCCUGCCUCCCUGGGUCCCACGUUCACCAACACAGGUGCCUCCACCCUGGUCAUUGGCCUGGCCUCCACUCAGGCACAAAGUGUGCCAGUCAUCAACAGCAUGGGCAGCAGUCUGACCACCCUGCAGCCUGUCCAGUUCUCCCAGCCACUGCACGCCUCCUACCAGCAACCGCUCAUGCCACCUGUGCAGAGCCACGUGACCCAGAGCCCCUUCAUGGCCACCAUGGCCCAGCUGCAGAACCCCCACGCCCUCUACAGCCACAAGCCCGAGGUGGCCCAGUACACGCACACGGGCCUGCUCCCGCAGACCAUGCUCAUCACCGACACCACCAACCUGAGCGCCCUGGCCAGCCUCACGCCCACCAAGCAGGUCUUCACCUCAGACACCGAGGCCUCCAGUGAGUCCGGGCUUCACACGCCAGCCUCUCAGGCCACCACCCUCCACGUCCCCAGCCAGGACCCAGCUGGCAUUCAGCACCUGCAGCCCGCCCACCGGCUCAGCGCCAGCCCCACGAGUGAGGCCCUGGCCCCGCCCCAUCCCUUACUGGCUCCGCCCCUUCCGUGUUGGUCCCGCCCCUUUCGUUGUAGUCCCCGUUGCCGUCCCCCCAACCCCGUGGCUGUGGGGCAGUGCAUGCAGCAGGCCUAGGGCUGCCGUGAGUAAGCCCCGGCAGGCACGGGGGUGGGGUGGGGUCCCCCCUCCCAGACACGGCCUGUGCUCCCAUGAAGCCCAAAAGGCACGACGACCCCAGGAAGAUGGGCCCGCCUUACAGGAACAUCUCAGGUACUAGGUGGAGGCAAAAGAUGAAGUGAUUGUUAGAGGCAGCGGCGGGUGAUAAGGACCAGGUCUGUGAGCCAGAAGCGACUCCUUCACACGUUUGGUCUGGCUUGGCUCAGGGUUGAACAUUCUUUGAAAUGUGUUGCCAACGUUUCAAAAUCAGGAAUUUUCUCAUAGAAAUCCGGAUUUCCAGCAUCUUUUGGAAAACUGGAAAAAUUCAUAUUCCCACGUAACAGCUCACCAGGCCCCACUGCAUCCACUCACAUCGGCUCCAGUGACCCCUGGCAGAGGGUCACGUCAUUGUCAGGAGUGGGCAUUUGGAGUCAGGUGGCUGGCUCUGCACCUGCCUUUAUGCACGUUGCCCCUUUCUCUAAGGUUCCUGGCCCCAGCCCUGGCAGCCGUCAUGACAGCCUCUGAAGGCAUUCUGUGUCCUGGCUCCUUGCUUCACCUCGGGAGGCAUGUGCACGAUCACCCCCAUUUUACAGAUGAGAACAUAGACACUUAAGGAGGGGGGGACUUGCCUCGUCUCCCACAGCUACCAGGCAGCAGGGCCAGGACUCGAACCCAGGUCCAACCUCAAAGCCCAUUCUCUUAACCAUUUCCAUCAGUCAGGGUUCUCCAGAAACACAGAACCAAUAGAUUGCCUUGAAGGACUUGGCUCGAGACUGUGGGGACUGCCUAGCCUGAAAUCUGUUGCUGGGAACUCCCUCGAGAGAGAGUUCUGCAGCCUUGAGGCAGAAUUCUUUCUUCUCUGGAAACCUGUUUUUGCUCUUUUGGCCUUCCACUGACGGAGGAGGCCCACCCAUAUUUUCAGGGUAAACUCCUUUACGCAAAGCCAACUGAUCAUGGCGUUAACCACAUCUACAAAGCACCUGCAUUCACAACAGCACUUAGAUUAGCGUUCGACUCAGCCUCAGCAAGCCAGCAUGUUUACAGCUGCCUGCCCCGGCAUCUCACCGGGACUUCUCCAGCGUUCCCACUAAGAUGUACUGAGGCCACUCCCAGGGAGGCCCCCUGAGGCUGGCUGGCAGGCUCCCCUUGUUAAGAACUGAGGGUAGAGGUUUGACUUUGGGGUUCCUGUUAUCUGCUGUGAUCCAGGCGUGGCCCUGCCUCCCCGGCCCGAGUAUCCCUGGGGCAGGUGGGGUGGGUCCGGGUGCCUGUGUGCGGCCAGCAGCCUCGUUUACCUCCACAGUGUCCUCGAGCAGCCUGGUGCUGUACCAGAGCUCAGACUCCAGCAACGGCCACAGCCACCUGCUCCCGUCCAACCACAGCGUCAUCGAGACCUUCAUCUCCACGCAGAUGGCCUCUUCCUCCCAGUAACCACGGCACCCGGGCCCUGGAGCCUGUACUGCCUGCCUGGGGGCAGCAGCCAGCCCUGCCUGCAGGACCUGAGCUUGCCGGGCUCCUGCUGCCCUUCCUGGAAAGCUGCGCCUCGCUCCCCGCUUUGCUGUGAUGCAUCAGAACGGGAGGGCUCUCUGAGGCGCCCCAACCUGCACAGGGCUGCUCGGGUUGCACACAAGGGGGCCAUGGAGAGCGCGAGCAGAGCCUGUUCCUGGCAGAUGGAAGGACUGUCCCUGCUGCUUGGGAUACGAAGCGGGCAGCCUGUGACCUGGGCACCCCCAGCCUGGGCCUGUGGAGAGCCCUGGGACCCCUACACGACUCUGGCAGCCACACUUCUCAGGACACAGGCCUGUGUAGCUGUGACGUGCUGAGCUGAGUGGCCCUGGGUCAGCGUGGCCUUGUUCUGUGGCCUAUGCACCCACAGGGCCACUCCAUCCCGCCCCCACUCCUUCCAGCUAGGGACGCACAUGCCCUUUGUACUGACCCCGUCAUCUACUCACAUAGGCAUUUCCUGGGUGGCUACUCUGUGCCAGGGCCUGGGGCUCCAAUGCCCACGCCCAGGGGCUGAAGCUAACAGGGAAAGUAGGCAGGGUCUCCCAGCUUCCCUGGUCCCCCGUGAUUCCCUAUCCCGGGCCCCAGGACCUCCAGCUUUCCUGGAUAUCAGUUCCCAAGAGCAUCACACCCCCGAGGCCAGCCUGGCCUCCUUCCUCUACGGGGAAGGCCGCUUCAGAGCUGGGAAGUCGUCCUUACUCCUGUGGGAGCCUCGUGACCCCUGCCAAGUCCAGGUCCUGUGGGGCAGACCUUGCCCUUGUUUGGGGAGAAGCUGCUGAGCUCAGAAGGCGGCAAGGCCCAAGCAGCUGGCCAGGCUGAGGUGCCCAAGAGAAGAAAGAGGCGACCCCAGGGCAGAGGAGCUGCCUGUGUGGACAGGACUAAGCUCAGGAGCCCGGGGCCCUGGCUGGCUGAGGGCACUUCGCAGCCACCAGAGGAGUCCGAGGUCCUGAGCACCACCAGGAGGGACACGGGAGCCUGUGAAGCCCGGGCAAGCAUGGCCCCGUGUCUCUGCACCUGCUGCUGAGAACCUGGUCCUCGGAGUGCCACCGCCACCCUGGGAUUCAGGAGAAGGUCUGGGCGACCCGGCACCCCGGCAGCUUGUAGCCAGCUGGGGCGAGCGGCACGUUUAUUUAACUUUUAGUAAAGUCAAGGAGAAAUGUGG
Messenger RNA from Saimiri boliviensis boliviensis (Bolivian squirrel monkey), 4794 nucleotides. The record is from RefSeq and is a predicted model, not a curated record. Lineage: Eukaryota; Metazoa; Chordata; Mammalia; Primates; Cebidae.